CAACCUCAUUCAUCAUCUAGCUCGUGCCCCCUCCUCUUCCUGUUCUCCUCAUCAAUUAUUGCCGAUCGGAGUGGAUUAGAGGCUUCUCCCGUCUAUCAAGUAUGCGCUCUUGAAGUUUCGAUAAUCAAUUGCACAGCCUCGCAUACGAAAGUGACAAUCAUGCAAUAAGCCAUAACCAGCACAAAACACCCACACACACAAUCACACACAACAUCAAACACUCUCGCUAUCACAAUGAAAGCAGCAAAGAUUUUAGGUACAACUGUACCACCCGAACAACCCAUAAGAAGAUCAAGCGAAUCAAUAGAUUUGGAUAUAAGCGAUGUCGCUUUGGCUCCAGGAGAAGGUCCACCGCCAAUCCCACUUCGCUCAAGUAGCGGGGCAACCACUUUGCCUAGCGUUGAUGGAAUGAUCUCUGUCAAUCGUAUGGCAACAAUCGAAUCACAAUUGAGCGUUGAUCCUCCUUUGCAUCAUCGAUCGACCAAACAUCAUGAAAUUUCACCGUUUUUGUUUCAAGGAAACGAUCAAGAAGAUGCAAAAGGUAGCAUUGGAAGCGCAAGCGGUCGUCAAUAUGAUCCUAGCAGCAGCACAGGUCGUUCAAUCUUAACAGAUAAUAGCGGAUCGGGAUCUUCACGUUUCUUUGCUUCUCAGUCUACGUUGCCUUUACGUCCCUCUACACCGCCAUUGGCCGCUUCUGCAUCACAGGUCAGUUUGGGUGGAUUUGCUACUCCUGGCACGGCGGGAAAGCGAUCAAAAACAUCCAAGAAUCCCCUCAAAUUCUUUUCAAAGAAUGCAAAAAAGUCAACCUCAAAUCUACGCGAAGAGGAAUUGUCGCCUAACACUACACCACGUAUUCACCAUACCGGUGCAUCAGGAUCUCACACGAGACCAGAAGUACGCGGAGAUGGUUCAGCAAUGGGCAUUGACGAAGAAUUAGGCGUGGACGAUCAUGAAACAUUGAGAGAAUCACGGCGAACCAAAUUGAUCGGUCGACCAAGAACGCGUGAUAAAGAAGUCAAACGAACACGAACAGCAGGCUCAGCAAUGGAUGGCGAUACGGGUUUGGGUGUAUCGAUUGGUCAUCCACAACGUGGAAUCUCUCAUGCUGGCUUCAGUAGAAGAUCACAUCAAGAAGACGUGCCGCUAGCUUUGGAUACGAAUUUUGAUCAUAUCGAUGAUUUUGUCGAUACGUCUUUAAGACAACCUUCUUUAGUUGGUCCAAAGGGUGAAACCUUGACAGCAGAGGAAAUUGUGCCAAGGAAAAUGAACAAAUCACCAUCACCUGUUUCAUCAACACAGCCACCACUACGUGAUCGUUCUACAUCGGUAUCAUUUGUUGAGCAACAAAGGCCUUCAUCUGCUUCAGUGGAUUCUCCACAACGACCUGGAAAUUUGCGAAGGAUGGCAACUGCUUCUGGUGCUCCUGUUGCACCGCAGAGAUCUCCAUUACAGCCUCAAAGGAUUGACGUCACGAGCUCCAAUCUGGUGAAGAUGAACAAGGCACAAAUGGAAGCAAUCUUACGGGCACGCGGUGGUGUUAAUACCCCAACAUCAAAUAGUAGUGAUUCGAUUGACGAACCGUCUGCACGACAACAACAGCAACAAGAUCGUAUAAAUGGCUUCAUUUCUGCCGAUCAACCGUAUAAAAGUCUUAUUGGUCCAUCAGAUCUGACACCAGGCGCAAGUCAUCGAGAUGAUAGGAAAGCCAGUUAUACCUCUACCGCAAGUAGAAUGACAAACGGCAGCGAUAUUUCACCUACUACUUCAGUCAAUAAUUUAAACAAAACAAACAAGUUUAUGCAAGAACGCAGACCGAGUCAACAAGGUGUAGAUGCAGGCUAUAAAUUCCCACCACAUAACCGUAAUGCCACUGAUCCAAGAAAAUCAAGCGCUUCAAGUGGAAAAGUUACAUCUUCUUGGAUGGCGCCUGAUAGUUGGGCUGUUCAACCGCAAAAGCUUCGUGAUGUUUUGCGAGAUGAUGAAGAUGGAAUUGAAGAUGAUGCAUUGAGCCCGGGCGUUGAUCCGCUUACUGCUUCGCCAUCUUAUAAACGUGAUGCCAGUCGACCCUCUUUAGGCUCAAGUAUCUGGAGUGGUCUUGGAUCUUCGUCUUUGGGAGGAAAUCAAAGUUCAGUCUCAUCUGCAGAUGCGGCACUGGUGCGUGAUGGAUUGGUGUCUAUGGAAGCAUUGCAAGGUAGACGUGAGACGAUCGACUCUAGUCAGUCUUAUACAUCCGUGCCAACAGAUCGAGAUGGCAGUACAACGCGAAAGAGCUCUGAUUCUUCUUUCGAAGUUUUACAAGCUUUGCCAACUCAAUUGCAAUCCAACGCUGCAGGUUCACCAGCGGCAGUAAGACCAGGUUCGCGAGGUGGAUCGACAAUCGGUCAGGCAGCUGCGGCUGCUGCAGCGGCAGCAGGUAAAUUAGGACUUCAUCGUCCUUCUCGCAUCAAGUUGAGUAGCAGCAGACCAAACACGGGCAAUUCCAUCAACCACCCAUUUGGCACGCCAACGCCAGGUAAAGGCAUUCCUGUAACGCCUUCAGCCGAUGAGGAUAAUCAAUUCAAUUGGAAAUCCUCCAAAAGGACUCCGGGCAACCAAACAGCUUCAAAACAUACAUUUAUGCGAGUAUACAAGGAUGAUGGUAUGUAUUCUGUAGUUUCAAUCUCCUUGGAUGCUACUGCGUCGGAGCUACGUACGAUUUUAGCACGCAAGAGUAUCGACCCUGCUCAAGUGAAUAGGUUGUUCGUGCGUGAUAAAGGUUCAGAGAGACCAUUAGGUCAAUCAGAAAAGCCAGCAAUUCUGCAGAGGAGACGAUUGGAACAAGCAGGUUAUACGGAAGCAGACUCUUUGGAAGAGUUGGGAAGGGAAGAUUUAUCGUUUUUGAUCAAAUUUGUCUUUAGACCUGAUCGUGUGACAAAUUUCGAUUCUUAUUCGUUCGGUAAUACAGAGGCUGAUUUCAACGUUUUGGAUUUGCGUAAUCGAAAUUUGGAAAUGGUACCUAUUUUCCUGUACAAGAACGCAGAAUGGAUCAAGAGCUUGGAUUUGAGCGGUAAUCCGAUGCACGAUAUCCCAAACGAUUUCAUUCAGAUUUGCACGAAUCUGACCACUUUGUGUCUCAGCCAUCUCUCGCUCAAAAGGGUACCGCAGAGUAUUCGACAAGCCGUCCAUUUGACCCACUUGGACUUGAGCGAUAAUCGUAUUCGGGAAUUGAACCACAUCAAUUUGAGUGAGAUUCCUCAAUUGAUGUCACUCAAAGCACAGAACAACCGAUUGUCAGAGCUUCCGGGAUACUUUGCAUGGAUGAAGACUUUGCGAGAUCUGAAUGUGUCGAACAAUCAAUUUGCCGUCUUUCCAUCGGUUGCUUGCGAAUUGGAAAAUCUUACCCUGUUGGAUAUCAGCUUCAACACGAUUGUCGAACUUCCCAAUGAACUCAACAUGCUCAAGAGACUACAGAGAUUUGUCUUUGUCGGUAAUAGCGUUGAACAAUUACCAAGCUCGAUUGGUGAAAUGCACAACCUUCGCGUGAUCGAUUUGAGGAGGAAUUUGCUCCAAGACAUCUCUGUGCUGUUCAAUUUACCAAGCUUGGAGAUAUUACGAUGUGAGCAUAACUCCCUCAAGAGGAUGGAUGUCACAUUCGGUGAAAGGCUGAAAACUUUGCAGAUUGGACAAAACCCCCUCAGCAAGGCAACCUUUAAUGCUAAAGCCAUGUGCGCGCUGACAAUUCUAGAUCUCUCAUCCGCCAACAUGGGUAAAUUGGAUGACGACGUUUUGAGUCAACUACCAAACUUGACAGAAUUGGUUCUUGAUCGGAAUAGCUUGAUCGUCUUACCCGACAACCUUGGUGCGCUCACACAAUUGACAAAGUUAUCCUGCACAAACAAUCUCUUGGCUACCUUGCCUGACAGUCUCGGUUUAUUGACCAAUUUGGUGGAGCUGCAAGCGCACAAUAACAACCUCAAGUCCUUACCGGCAAGCAUUUGGCACUGCAGUAGUUUGAGGAGGUUGAAUGUUAGUUCCAAUCUGUUGGAAUCUUUCCCUUCUACUUCAGACGCUGCCGCAUCCCUUGCCCCAGGCUCAACUGUGGAUAUGAUGGUGAGCUCUGCCAUACUAUCACAAAGUAGAAAAGGAUCUGCUGGCUCGUUGGGAACGUUACCGGCUAACGGUGCACAUUCAGCUGGAAGGACGCCAUUGCCACUAAGUGCAUGUUUGAAAAAAUUACGUAUGGGCGAUAAUCAUUUGACAGAAGAUAUUUUUGCUGUUUUACGUGAUUUGCCGGAAUUGCAAAUCUUGAAUUUGAGCAGUAAUGAUCUUUACGAAAUUCCAAGUUAUGGACUUUCAAAUUUGAUCAAAUUACGUGAAUUAUACCUUUCUGGUAAUUCGAUCGGUAGUAUCCCGGCAGACGAUCUCACAUUACUGAAAGAAUUGCGAAUCUUGCACAUCAAUGGUAACAAGUUGCAAACAUUACCUGCUGAAUUGGGCAAAAUGAUGAAAUUGGUCAAUUUGGACGUCGGUACAAAUGCUUUGAAGUACAAUAUCUCGAAUCAGCAAUACGAUUGGAAUUGGAAUUCCAACCCAAAUUUGCGCUACUUGAAUCUUUCUGGAAAUAAGCGCUUGGAGAUCAAGAGCAAUCCAGUCAUGACUGGCGUUGAUGGAGCCCACUCCAACGGUACACCAGCUUUUCGUCGUACGGAUAGUUCGGAUUUCCAACGUCUUACCAAUCUUCGCUUGCUGGGUCUUAUGGAUGUCACUGUAACCUUGCACCAAAUGCCGGACGAAUUUGAUGAUCGACGUGUUCGUACAAGUUUGAGUCAAAUCAAUCAGAUGGCUUAUGGUAUCUCGGACGCACUCGGUCAACAUGAUCAUUUGAGCAUCGUCGAUGUCGUUGUGCCUAACUUCCGUAAACGAAAUGACGAAUGCAUGUUUGGUAUGUUUGCCGGACGUGGACAUGGUGAUAAGAUGGGCAGUAGAAUCGCUUUCCAUCUUGCUCAAUGGGUCAACUUUCGAAUUCAAUGGGAAGUUCAAAGACUUCAAACUCCCGGUCAUCAAUCAUCGCCGGAUAUGGAUAAAGUUCAAGAUAUUAUCAGACGUGCAUUCUUGCGCAUGGAAAAAGAGUAUGCUGAUGUCUUGAUCUCUGAAGGAGUUCGUGUUCGUCAAGAUUUCCGAACGCAAUCAAACAGUAAAGAAGCAGGCAAAACAGAGGCACCGAUGACUACUGAUAGUAUUUCUUCCGGCAAUUGGCGCAGUGGUGCAAGUGCGGUUUUGGCGUAUGUGAUCAAAAAGACCUUGUUCGUUGCAAAUUGCGGUGAUGCUUUGGCAGUGCUUUCACGUAACAGUACAGCACAUUUAGUCUCAACCAAACAUGUGCCAUUCGAUCGUGAUGAAACUUUGCGAAUCAGAUCGUGUGAAGGAUGGGUUUCCCUGCAUGGUCAAGUGAACGAUACUUUGGAGGUUUCACGCAGUUUUGGUCAUUAUCAUCUUGCGCCGAUCGUUAAUGCUGCACCUGCCGUCCACAAGAUUGAACUAACAGAUUCGGAUGAAUUCAUCAUCUUGGCAAACAAGACUUUGUGGGACUUUAUCCCCUAUCAGACUGCUGUCGAUAUCGCACGUAUGGAUAGAGAGGAUCCAAUGAUGGCUGCACAAAAGUUACGUGAUUAUGCUAUCAGUUAUGGUGCUGAAGAUAGUAUCAUGGUCAUGGUCGUAGCUGUCGGAGAUCUGUUUGAGAAGACAAGAGGUGGAAUGCGAGGAGGCGCACAAAUCCAGGGUCUCACGCCAGCUGUUGCGACAGGUCAAAUGGGUAAUGACGGUGGAUCCAUCUUUGAACCUCAUUGGGAAGGCUUCAAGAAGCCAACAAUGCGUCGUGGUCGUGAAUUCUUACCGGGUGAUCGAACGCUGGCUAGACUUGAACGUGAGGUACCUCCUCCGGUUGGACAAGUGGCUCUCGUCUUUACGGAUAUUCGAAAUUCGACGCAUUUAUGGGAAACCAAUGCGGGCAUGCAAACUGCUAUGAGAAUGCAUAAUUUCUUAUUACGUCGACAAUUACGCAACAUUGGUGGUUAUGAAGUAAAGACUGAAGGUGAUGCAUUCAUGGUCAGCUUUCAAUCAGUCACUUCGGCUCUUUUGUGGUGCUUCCAAGUUCAAUUGCAAUUGCUCACCGAGAAUUGGCCACAGGAAAUUCUGGAAAGCGAAGAUGGAAAAGAGAUUUAUUCGGAAAGCACGGGAGAGUUGAUGUAUAGAGGAUUGAGCGUACGUAUGGGUAUCCAUUGGGGCCGUCCUGUAUGUGAAGCUGAUCCGAUCACGAGAAGAAUGGACUACUUUGGACCGAUGGUGAAUCGUGCAAGUCGUAUUCAAAGUGCAGCUGAGGGUGGACAAAUUCUCGUAAGCCGAGAUGUUUUGGCUGAAUUGCGAACGUGGUUCGGAUCGGCAGAUGAUGUUCAAAGAAGGAGCGUAUUGGCUGAAGAAGAGGGUGACAUGACAGAUUUGACAAAAGCCUUUGAAGAUGGUAACUAUUUGUUGCAUGAUCCCAAUGUGAGCCGAGACGUCGUCUUACUACGUAGAUUGGGAUACUCUUUCUUUGACGUUGGAGAACAUCGUUUGAAAGGAUUGGAAACACCCGAACAUCUCAUCUCCGUCUACCCUAAAGGACUCUUGAGCCGUUGUAGUAGUCAAGUUGAAUCUGGAACAGCGAGACCGACGACCAUUUUACCUACAACAUCUGCAUUUGAGGAGAUUGCUAAUGCUGAAGGAGGAGGAGCACCUGCUGGCGCAUUGGUUCCAAAGGCGACCGAUGCGGCGGAAACGUCUAGUGCACCAUUGGUCCAAGCAACACUGGCACCUGUGGAAGUGUUUGAGCCGACAGGACACUUGCUAAGCGUUGAUGAAGUGAAGAUGGUAUGUUACAUCUGUUUGCGUUUGGAAGCUUUAGCACAAGGUCAAGUUUAUGCUGGAAUUCAAGAAUCCAUUGAAGCUUCCAUGGCUGCACCUGAACCAUCAAAUUUAUCAAGACCCCUUUCUUACGGCCAUGAAUCGGAUGACAGACAAAGUAUGUUAAAUCGACAAAGUCUUUCUCUUGGCUUGAUUGAUGCUACGAGACAUAGCAGUGCAGAUCUGAGUCAUUUGGCUUCAAGUCUUGGCAAUGUACAAGCUCAACCACUUCUAGCCCUUUCAACGCCCCGUCAACGAGUGGUAGAAGAUCAUUUGCAUCAUCAUCCAGAAUUGAUGCUUUCAGGUUUACGAGAUGAUGCAACUGAUGAUGAAUUAUGCGUGGUAUUGAAUGCAUUUAUUGGACGAAUUUGGAUGGCUUUGGGUAAUUUGGGCUUACGCAAAAUGCUUUCUCAACGUUCAAGCAUGAGUGGUAUCGAUUUAAGGGCUGAUAUUGCACAAAUUUUUGAUUUGCUUCAAACAACGAAUGUGCUUGGCUCCGUUUGAGGAAUGCCCACCAUUGCCUCUAUCUUAACGCCCCUUUUACGGUUUUUUUAAAAAGUUAAUUUUGUGUAAACUUUCAUUUGUAUAGUAAAAAAGGUCAUGAAAUAAUAUGGAUAUAGAGUUAUGGC
Messenger RNA from Meira miltonrushii, 7547 nucleotides. Its product is annotated as PP2C-domain-containing protein. The coding region runs from base 235 to 7422 and encodes 2395 amino acids. The transcript has a single exon. Gene Ontology annotation, biological process: cyclic nucleotide biosynthetic process; intracellular signal transduction. Gene Ontology annotation, molecular function: protein binding. NCBI's taxonomy places the organism in Eukaryota, Fungi, Basidiomycota, Exobasidiomycetes, Exobasidiales, Brachybasidiaceae. The record is from RefSeq and is a predicted model, not a curated record.